AUGUCUCAAGUCGUCCAAGCCGCUCAGGAGCCCUCGCGCUAUGCGUUUGAGCAAUCGAUUGAUAAUGCCACAGUGUUGGAGCCAGUGAGCGUCGACACGCCUAUUCCAGCGGACUUUUCCAUACUCAAUUCGAAAGCUGUCCUUGGAUUCUCACUUCUGGUCAUCAUUCUUGUUACCCGCCUGUUCGGACAGAAGAAGAAAUUGCCGGCUGGUGCGAAACCGCUUCCCAAGCUGCCAGGCAUUCCGUGGAUUGGUCGUUUCUGGGGCAUCCCAAUCUCUGGAGCAGAGGCAGCAUGGCACUUCGGCGACUUCCACAAGUCGUAUGGCCCAAUCUACGAGUGGCUCACGUUCGGAGUGACUCACAUCUGGAUCGAAAAUGACAAGAUUGCCCGAGACCUUCUUGUCCAUCGCGGAAAGCUUUAUGGUGACCGACACGAACUUCCAGCAGCUGUCGGAGUGAAAGGUGGCUCGGAGAUUCUGCCACUCAUGGGGAUCGGCGAGAACUUCUGGCGACACAAGAACUUCAUUCACACCAUCAUGAGACAUUCAUCUCAAGCCGGCUUCUGGGAUGCACCUGUGACGGAGAACAAACACACUCUUCGACGUCUGCUCGACUCUCCUGAUACAUGGUCGGAAAGUAUCAUCACCCAUUGCGCUCGCGUGGUCGCCACGAUCGCCUGGGGUGAUCCAAAGCACGGCACCAAGCUUCUCACCGUCGUACCUCAGCUUCUCAAAGCCGUAUCACCAGAAGGACCACUUCCCAACCUUUUGCCAUUCCUCAUGCAUCUUCCGGCCGCCAUCUCUCCAUUCAAGAAAGCCGAAGCCGAACGAAAGCGGAUCAUGCAGGAGGCAUUUUACGAGGCACAGCAGGAUGUCAUGGCUCGGAUGAAGGCAGGUACUGCAGGGCAGUCAUGGUCAAGAAUCUGGCUGGAGAACGAGAAGGGUAUGGAGAAGAGCAAGCUGGAUCAACACGAGGCAGCACAUGCUGUUGGCACAAACUCCUUCGUCGCCAUCGCCACCAUCGGCUCACCACUUCACUCGUUCUUCACAGCCAUCUGCCACUACCCGUCGUGGUUGCCUCGCAUCCAGGAAGAAGUCGACCGCGUUUGUGGAGAUCGACUGCCAACCAUGAAAGACAUUCCAAACUUGCCUGUCGUCCGCGCAGUCUGCAAAGAGACUCUCCGCUGGCGCCAACCAACACCUCUUGGUGUGCCGCACAUCACCACCGAGGACGAUGUCUACGACGGCUACUUCAUUCCCAAGGGCGCCAUGGUCCACGCCAACCACUAUCUGAUCAGCCGAGAGGAGGCCACAUACCCUGAAGGCAAUGAGUGGCGACCCGAACGCUGGCUCGAGCCUUCGUGGCCGACCUACAAGGAGCCACUCACCGAGUAUCCUACUCUCCGCGGCGAUCCUGGUUUCGGCUAUGGCACUCGCUCAUGCCCAGGAACCGAUCUCGUCAUGACCGAGCUGUACACCCUCAUCGCAUCUCUGGUGUGGGCGUUCGAUAUCAAGCGCAAGGAGGGCCGCGCAGGCUACGACAACCCUGUUCCCUGGUACGAGACAAAUCCAUUUGUCAUCACCAUGGCCAAGCCGUUUCCCUGCAAUAUCACGGUCCGCAGCGAAGAGAAGAGGCGGUUCAUCCAGAAUGGCUGCCCAGAUGGUGGCUUCCUGGUGAGGAACCCGAAGGAAGAGGACCUCAACCGAUGGGAUGUCUUCCGCGGAGAUGGCAAGCCAUUUGAGUGGGCUGGACUGACUGCUCCUCUGUCGAACUUCAACACGCGGUCGUACUCUCAGGGUGUGUAA
Messenger RNA from Zymoseptoria tritici IPO323, 1806 nucleotides. RefSeq names its product putative P450 monooxygenase (gene CYP-36). Lineage: Eukaryota; Fungi; Ascomycota; Dothideomycetes; Mycosphaerellales; Mycosphaerellaceae. The record is from RefSeq and is a predicted model, not a curated record. The transcript is spliced from 2 exons. Gene Ontology annotation, molecular function: iron ion binding; heme binding; oxidoreductase activity, acting on paired donors, with incorporation or reduction of molecular oxygen. The coding region runs from base 1 to 1806 and encodes 601 amino acids.